This is a messenger RNA of Ilex paraguariensis (yerba mate), 1591 nucleotides long. The record is from the annotation of a GenBank genome assembly. Lineage: Eukaryota; Viridiplantae; Streptophyta; Magnoliopsida; Aquifoliales; Aquifoliaceae.
UAGCUCUCAGCCAUUGUCUUUUUUCGUUCAGGCGUUUCCUCAAACAGGUGAUGGUUCAAGACGAUGAAUUCUUAUAACACUGUUUUCAUCAAUAACUCUCUCUCACAAGUCAGUUGUUUAAAGUGAUGGCCAACCGAAUAGUCUCCAGGACUAACUGCACACACACUGUCCACAUCCACAUACAACAUCGCUCAAUGACAACCAGUAAACGAGUCCAAGACAGGAGCCAAAAAAAGAGAGUCCACGAUCUCGAAAUCGUGACCGAAAAGCACAAGAUCACCUCAAAAAUCUUAUUCUUGUUCGAAAUUCUCAAGCAAGAACCCGAACAAAUCAUACCCAUGAAGUCACUCGACCAAUAUCGACGCCAAAUCAAUCUACCAAAACCCCACAAAAUCUCAGACUUCCUCCGAAAAUCCCCUAAACUUUUCGAACUUUACAAGGACCAAAAGGGUGUAUUGUGGUGUGGAAUGACGAGGAUAGGCGAAGAGUUAGUUAAAGAAGAAGAGAAAAUCAUUGAAGCUCACCAAGACAAAGCUGCAGAGUAUGUAACAAAAAUGUUAAUGAUGUCUCUUGAUAAGAGACUAAGAUUAGACAAGAUUGCGCAUUUUCGGAGGGAUAUGGGAUUGCCAUUUGAUUUUAGAGACAAAUGGGUGUAUAAAUAUCCGGAAUUAUUUAAAGUAGUUCAACCAUUUCAACCAGAUGACGAGAGUCAGUUUCUGGAGUUGGUUUCUUGGAAUCCUUCUUGGGCGGUAACAGAAAUAGAAAAGAAAGUUUUGGGUGCGUCAGAUUUAACUGAUCAUGUGCCGGGGUUGCUUUACUUGGCUUUUCCAAUGAAGUUUCCGUCGAAUUAUAAGAAAGUGUAUAGAUAUGGUGGACAGAUUGACCAUUUUCAGAAGAUGGAGUAUUUAUCUCCAUAUGCGGAUGCUAGGGGGCUAAAGGCCGGGUCUAAGGAAUUUGAUAAAAGGGCUGUGGCUGUAAUGCACGAGCUGUUGAGUUUUACUCUUGAGAAGAGGUUGGUGACUGAUCAUUUGACACAUUUUCGAAGGGAGUUUGUGAUGCCCCAGAAGUUGAUGAGACUGUUAUUGAAGCAUUUUGGGAUUUUUUAUGUUUCAGAGAGGGGGAAGAGGUUUAGUGUGUUCUUGAAUGAGGCUUAUGAAGGUUUGGACUUGGUUGAGAAAUGCCCAUUGGUACUUUGGAAAGAAAAGGUUCAGCGCCUCAUUGGAUAUAGAGGAAAAAAGAAGAAAAUUGAGACAUUUGAGGACAUAGCUGACAUGGAUGACAAAGAUUUGGACAUGGAUGACAAAGAUUUGGACAUAGAUGACAAAGAGUUGGACAUGGAGGACAAAGAGUUGUUCGAUAGUGAUUCUGACAAUGACAAUGUUCAUGUGAAACCUGAGAAAAAAGAAACCGUUAGAGGUUUUGAGGAUGAUUUAUUUUCAGACAGCUCUGAAAUGGAUAUAGGAGUGGUUUCUAGUGCAUACUAUGAUGCUGAAAUAUCAUGAGGUCAUAGAUCUUGUCUUUCUUUAUGAUUUGGUUUUUUAUUUUUGAACAUUUUGCUUGCAAAUUCCGUAUGUUUGUCCUAAACUUUUGG